CCGCCAUUUUCUCCUUCUAAUCUUCAACUCAUUUCUACUAUUAGUGGCUCAAUGCAUAGAACUUUCAAGCAUUUUUGAUAUGGUGAAGUGUGUUGAGACAGAAGAUGUGUUCUUUGAAUCCUUGGAUAAUAUAUCAAAUGAACAUGAUUUUUCUGUUAACGGGGUUUUAGGGUAUGAUUUUUGGAGGAAUGAACCUAAAAGUAUUAAGGAAAGGCGCCAUGUUUUCUUACAUGAAAUGGGUUUUAUUGAUUCUUGUUCAUCAUUUGAGUCAAAUGACCAUGAUGAUGAUGAUCAUCAUGAUGUUUAUGGUGAUGUUCAUCAUGAUGAUGGGUUGGAAAAGAUGGUAGAAAGAAGUCACAAUGUUUGGAGUUCAUUUUCUUCAUCUUCCACUGAUAGUCAAGAGGAAACAAUGGUGUUUUAUGGAAGGGAAUACAAUGGGGAUGUUAAUUUCCAUGAUAAUCAUCAUCAUGUAAGACAAAAUAUGGGGUUUUAUGAUGAUGAUGAACCAUCAACCUCUAAUAGUAAUAAAUCCAUAAACAAGAAAAUUAGGCAAUGGUGGAAGGAAAUGAUGUUGAAGAAGUAUAAAUACAAGCAAAAAAACACCAAAAAAUUUGAGAUGAGUAAAAUCAAGACUCAUGUAAAUAAAAAGAAGUUUAAGGAAUUAAGUGCAUUAUUUGAAAUACAAGAAAUUCAAGCUCAUAAAGGCAUCAUUUGGACUAUGAAAUUCAGUCCAGAUGGAAAGUAUCUUGCUACUGGUGGUGAAGAUGGUGUUGUUAGAGUUUGGCAUGUUAAGUCUAUAGAUUCAUCCUUACAGAAGUUUCUAGAAGAAUCAACAGCCAGUUCUAGAAUGGAUCAAGACAACAAAGUACCCAUUUUUAUUCCUGACAAACUGUUCAGAAUUGAGGGAUUUCCGGUACAUGAAUUUCAUGGUCAUUCAGCAGAUGUCUUAGACAUAGCUUGGUCCAAAUCCAAUUUUCUUUUGUCUUCAUCAAUGGAUAAAACUGUUAGAUUGUGGAAAAUGGGAUCAAAUGAAUCUGUCACUACUUUCCAACAUACUGAUUAUGUGACAUGUGUGCAAUUCAAUCCCGAAGAUGAUCGCUACUUUAUCAGUGGCUCAAUCGAUGGGAAAGUUCGUAUUUGGGGCUUGUCGAAUCAUCGAGUUAUCGACUGGUUUGAUGUCAAAGAAGCUGUCACUGCUGCAUGCUACCAACCUGAUGGACAAGCAUUUGUUGUGGGAUCAUUGAAUGGAAACUGCCUUUUUUAUGAGACAAAAGGAAAAUUAUUUGAACUCAAUGCCUGUAUUCGAUUUCGAAGCAGAAAAACUUCAUCUACAAAUAGAAUUACAGGAAUACAGUUUACCCCAGAGGACUCUUCGAAAGUAAUCGUCAUGUCAGAAGAUUCGAAACUUCGUAUUAUUGACAAGAUGGAAGUUGUCCAUAAAUUCCGAGGUCUUUCCAAGUCAGGUUGUCAAAUGUCAGCUUCAUUUACAUCAAAUGGAAGACAUAUAGUAUCAAUCGGACAAGAUUCACGCAUAUAUAUAUGGAAUCAUGAAAACCCGAUUGAGCCAUCUUCAAGACAAACGAGUUCCAAUCGUUCUUGCGAACAUUUUUACUGUGAAGGUGUGUCUGUUGCAUUGCCUUGGUGUGAUUCUGAAACAGCAUCAAAUAACGAGCUUGAAUCUGCCUGCAUAGCUCAGGACACUACGAAACAGUCUCUUAGUAAGAUGUUCUCGUCUAAGAGAACUGCGACAUGGCCUGAGGACACACUUCCGAUGUUCACUACACCGGAUGAUCAGUGCCAAGGGCGCACCAAUGUUGCUCAUUGUUCGACAUGGGGACUAGUUAUGGUCACCGCUAGUUUCGAUGGGAAGAUCAGAACCUAUCACAAUUAUGGUUUUCCUAUUAGAGUAUAGAAAUACCUUUAGAUGGCUCAAUCAAUGGCUCAUAUUUGGACGAUGUUUGGAAGGACAAAUGCACACAAUUUAUCCUUCAAUAUAAAAAGGUUCUUUCCGAUUUAUUUUUGAUAGCAAACAAAGUAAAAAAAGUUGUAGUUCAUAUAUAUAUAUAUAUAUUCUUUUGUAGCGUGUUAGUUAUCGUUUGCAAAUAUGGUAUAGUGAAGUUUAUCGGAGGGUACAUUUGUGGAUUGGCGGUGUGUUUCUCUCCGAUUUAGCUGUGUAUUUAUGAGUAGUACAGUCUUGUAGCUCUGUAAAUUUUGGUCUAAAGUAAACAUUCAAGUGUCUUAUUUGAAGUAUUUGAGUGUUGAUGAUCUAAUUCGACAUGCAAUUGAUUUGAAUGCUAUACUUACGCCUAUAAAACAUGUAACGUUGUAAGAAAAAUACACCUGAUAAGCCCCUGAAAGUCCUAAAGCAGAGCCAAAACAGCCCACAUCCGUUGGACA
Molecule: messenger RNA, 2397 nt
Organism: Amaranthus tricolor (Joseph's coat)
Lineage: Eukaryota; Viridiplantae; Streptophyta; Magnoliopsida; Caryophyllales; Amaranthaceae
Exons: 8
Coding region: 80-1912 (610 amino acids)
Cellular component (GO): protein phosphatase type 2A complex
Molecular function (GO): protein binding; protein phosphatase regulator activity
Source: RefSeq, a predicted model, not a curated record